Molecule: messenger RNA, 1351 nt
Organism: Marchantia polymorpha subsp. ruderalis
Lineage: Eukaryota; Viridiplantae; Streptophyta; Marchantiopsida; Marchantiales; Marchantiaceae
Source: the annotation of a GenBank genome assembly
GAUCAUCAAGUCAAGCGAAACAACAAAUUCGGAAGUACGUUUCAGCAAGACUUACUUCGCUUGUACUUGAGCUAGUUGAGGUCAACCACAUCACAUGAUGCUCCUUGUUUACGACAUUCGCCACGCUCUGCAACUACAGGCCGGGAAACUCACACGAUCCUCCGUACAUGGUUUCCAAUGGAGGAACAAGCCAAAACCAGUGUACAACUCUCUCGAGUAUAUAAAGAAGCAUUCAACUUGAUCUUGCUAAGUGCACGAUCUCUCUCACCGGAGUCAAGUGAACAGCCAGCUCUAAUAUCCGAAAGCCGUAGUGCUCUCAAAAUCUACCGCUCUAUAUCUUUAAGGAAUCAUGGUCACAAUGAAGCUGGUCGUUGUCCUUAUGAUGACAACCGUCGUUGCCGUCGGUGCACGUGAUCCCGAGCUCACAACCGACUUUGCCGUCCCAGUAGGAAUGAACGCUUCCAUGAUCACUGGAGAUUUCUUCAAGUUCACAGGCCUCAGAGACUUCUCCGCUGCUCCAAGCACCUUCGGCUCCAAGAAGGUUACCCAUAUCGAAUUCCCCGCUCUCACUGGACUCGGCGUCGGUGUCACUCUCCUCGAGUACAAGCCCAACACUCUGAACCCACCCCACACUCACCCCCGUGGAUCAGAGCUCAUCUACGUCUUGGCCGGACACUUGGACGUCGGCCUCAUCGACUCUGCCAACAAGCUGUACUCUGCCCAUCUCCAUGAGGGUGACUUGUUCGUGUUCCCUCAGAAUCUUGUCCACUUCCAGAUCAACAUGUCCAAGAAGAAGACUGUUCGCGCCAUCUCUGCUUUCGGUAGCUCCAACGCCGGCACCAUUUCCUUGCCCAGGAACAUCUUCGGUUCUGGAAUUGAGGACGAGGUUCUCCUCAAGGCUUUCAAAAUCACAUCCGCUGAGUUGAAGAAAUUGAAAGCUCCAUUCAUGCCGACCAUGUAAAAUCUAGAGCUGAAAGAACUGAAGUCUCCGGGAGGAUGAAGUACAUAGUGCAUGCUCAGUACUUUCCUAGACUGUGGUCAUCAGCUUGAUGCGGAUGUAGGACAUGUUCCCACCAGAAGAACUGUGCUCCCUGUAAUGGAGUUUUAAGUGAAUGUGGACGUGGAAAAUGCUAACAGGUAGUGUAGUGUUCCUUUUACCUCUGUCAAAUAUACAGACAGACUGAAUUCAAGGUACAAUUUUUCAACUUCGUUCAAAUUUUCUUAACAGCUUCCAUUUUACAAGGUCUUGAAAGCUGGUCUGGUAUUUGGAACACUUUAAAGCUGGAAUGUUCUGUUGUAUCCUUAUCGUGUUAUGCAAGUUACACAUAGCCAUAAUAUACUCCCUUGUUAU